Molecule: messenger RNA, 3294 nt
Organism: Mytilus trossulus (common blue mussel)
Lineage: Eukaryota; Metazoa; Mollusca; Bivalvia; Mytilida; Mytilidae
Product: metabotropic glutamate receptor 2-like
Exons: 10
Coding region: 48-2909 (953 amino acids)
Biological process (GO): G protein-coupled receptor signaling pathway
Cellular component (GO): plasma membrane
Molecular function (GO): adenylate cyclase inhibiting G protein-coupled glutamate receptor activity
Source: RefSeq, a predicted model, not a curated record
UCUACAGAUUCUAAUUAUUUAACAUUCACAUCGUUAGUACUGGAACUAUGAGAAGAAAUGUGGGAUAUUUCGUUGUUAUCAUACACUCCGUGGUUCUCGCCUCACUCCAUAAAGACCCUGGUGUAGCAUACGUUGGUAAAUAUGGAAAUUAUACCUGGCCACGGCAUGAUCUACAGGCCGAAAUCCCAGGUGAUAUAAUACUUGGGGCUUUACAUAUGGUUCAUGAAAGGAGUGAUAAUAAAAUAUGUGGCCCUAUAAUGCCACAAGGUGGCAUACAAGCUCUGGAAUGUAUGAUGUACACGUUAGAUAGGAUAAACGAAGGAGAAUUUCUGCCAGGAUUUAGGAUAGGAGUAUUAUCUAAAGACGACUGUGAUAGAGAUAUAUAUGGACUAGAACAAGCUGUAGAUUUUAUACGAGGUUCCGUAGCAAAUGUCGGCGGAUCAGAAGUUUAUAAAUGUAACGAUGAGUCAGAGCCAAUCGUUCAACUACCUGUGAUUCCUGGUGUGAUUGGAGCGCCUUCAAGUGUUACUUCAAUACAAGUUGCUACACUCCUCAAGCUAUUUGAAAUCCCGCAGAUUAGUUUCUUUUCUACAAGUUCAGUGCUUAGCAGCAGAGAUCGUUAUCCUUAUUUUCUGCGAACCAUUCCAUCAGACGUCAAUCAAGCGCAAGCUAUGGUAGAAAUCGUUCGGAUGUUAAACUGGACAUAUGUUUCGGUAGUUUACGAAGAAUCUAGUUACGGAAUACAGGGAUUUAACGAGCUUGAACAGUUAUUGAAAGAAGCUAAUAUUUGUAUAGCAACAACUGAAAAGUUAACAAAAGACUCUGGUGUGGCAGGACAUGACACGUAUGAUGAUAUUGUUGACAAACUAAAAUUGAAACCUAAUGCUAGAGGUGUAAUAAUUUUUGGAUCCGACCAAGAAGUAGGUGAAUUGAUGGAGGCAGUUAAAAGAAGAAAUGCAACAGGGAUAUUCACUUGGAUAGGGAGUGAUGGAUGGGGAGGGCGUGGUCUUGCGUAUCAUGGAAAAGAGGAACAGGUUGAAGGUGCUAUAACAACACAACCAUUAGCAUACGAAGUAAAAGGAUUUAAAGAUUAUUUCUUAAAGUUAAAACCAGGCAGUAAUCAUCGGAAUCCUUGGUUUAUUGAAUACUGGGAACAACAAUUCAAAUGUAAAUAUAGAGAUAGUCCCUGGACACCAUAUAACGAGAACUUUAUAAAGGACUGCACAGGAAACGAAUCGUUUGAUCUAGACACAUUUGAUAUGGAGGCUCAAUUACAGUUUGUCAGUGAUGCUGUUCUAGCUUUUGCACAUGCCAUAAAGAAUAUGCACCGAACAAUCUGUCCAAAUACCGAAGGGUUAUGUGAUGCUAUGAAUCCGAUAGAUGGUGAAACACUGAAAAAGUUUCUUUUAGAAGUGAAAUUUAAAGAUUUGUCCGGUGAUGAUUUUCAGUUUCUGCCUAACGGAGAUGGUCCAGCUCGAUAUAGAAUCCUUAAUUUCCAUCAAAAAGAAAAAGGUGAAUAUGAAUGGAGUACAGUUGGAUAUUUCAAAAAUGGAAAUCUUACUGAGAUGCAAAACUUAACAUACAGACUUGACGAACCAAUGCACCCACCAUCUGUUUGUAGUCAUCCAUGUGGACCAGGGGAGGCAACUCAACUAGUUGAAGGUGACUCGUGUUGCUGGACAUGCAUGAAAUGUCAUACUUAUCAAUACAUGCCAUCGAAAUCUGAAUGUGUCACGUGUCCUAUGGGUACAAUACCCAUGGCCGAUAAAUCUUAUUGUCAACCAAUUCCACAGAAAUUUCUAGACUAUGGUGAUGCGCUAAGUUUUGCUGCCAUGAUUGUUGCAACACUUGGAUUAGCAGCGACGUCUACCGCAAUGAUUACGUUUCUAAGAUACAGUGCGACACCAAUCGUAAAAGCAUCAGGGAGAGAGCUGAGUUUUGUUCUUCUAGUUGGAAUAUUCCUGUGUUAUUCAAUGACUUUUAUACUUGUUUCAAAACCAACAGAAAUUUCGUGUGGAGCCCAAAAAUUUGGAAUUGGACUAUGUUUUUCAAUUGUGUAUUCUGCAAUAUUGACAAAAACUAAUAGAAUAUAUAGAAUCUUCAAAGCAGGGAAAAGAACAACCAAACGUCCUAAAUUCAUAAGUCCUAAAUCACAACUUGUGAUUUGUGGGUCCUUGGUUGCAGUUCAAAAUGCAGUGGGUAUAGUAUGGGUACUGUUACGGCCACCAAAAGUUAUAUCAUAUUAUGCCAAUCGUGAUGACCAUCAGCUAGUGUGUAAUGACGCCGUGGAGGCGUGGUAUAUGGUGGGAUUUACCUAUCCAAUAUGUUUGAUUAUUGUUUGUACUUUCUUUGCAUUUUUGACACGUAACAUACCCGAAGCAUUUAAUGAAUCAAAACAUAUAGGAUUGACUAUGUAUACAACUUGUAUUAUAUGGUUAGCAUUUGUGCCAAUAUUCUUUAGUACAGCAGAUGAAAUAGACAUACGAAUAGCCACCAUGUCGUUUGCUAUAAGCCUUAGUGCCACCGUGGCUUUAGCAUGUAUGUUUGCGCCAAAAUCAUACAUUAUCAUAUUUCAUGCAGAAAGAAACGUCCGACAAUCUUUAAUGGCAGCCAAGCCGGUAAUGUCCGGCCCUGUAGUACAGAAUAAUUAUAGAGCUACUAAAUGUAACAUUCGUAUCGACACAGAUUCAAAAUCAUACCAAGGUUCCGAUAUGGAACUUACUCAUAGACUUAGAACAUCUGGUUCGUGCAAUAGCUUGUGUAGUAGAUCGACUAAUCUGACGCAAGCUAAUGGGAUUAGUAUUAGUACGCAGACACUAAACUGUCCUGUAAGACACAAAUAUGAAAACCGGGAACCAGAACAAGAUCAGACUGAAGAAACAGAACAAGAUCAAGAUGUCCAAUUAUGAGUCAGGAUAAAACUCAGAAAUAUUUUUGUAUGCUUUGGUUUAAUUCUUGAACUUUUUUGUCCAGAAUAAUCACUAUUAUUACGAAAUGUUUUUUUCUGCAUUAUCUUUUAACCUGUAACAAUAGUAUGCUGCAUAUUUGUAUAAUUAACAUGGUUAAUAUGAAAGAAAACUGCUUUCGUCAAACACGUUGGUAUAUUUUAUGUAAGUUUGUUUAGAAACGGAACUAAAAGUUAAAAACAAAUACAACAUUUGAUAAAAAAGAAAACUGUACACGAAAGGCAAACUCUCAAAUAAUAUCCAUUGUUAUCUUAUUAUUUUUAAGGAAAAUACAUGUGUUUCUGAAAAAGUAAAACGGUCCAUUUGCAUUCAAUGUAAUAAAUAUUAA